CCGCACCGCACCGCGGGGUGCAGCGGCCGGCGCCUGCCGUCCGCAGGCCUCCGCGCCCGGCGGUCCGCGGGGACAGGAGCCCGCUUUGUAUCUCUCCCGUUCGCGGCCGCCGCUGCGGCUCCGUGACCCUGGGCGCGCUGCGGGCGGGAGCGGUGCCCGUCCCGCCCGUCUCCCCUCCCUUCCUCGGUUUUGUCUCCUCCCGGGUGUGCAAGUUUCGGUGCCGCAGAUGGGCCCCAAGUUAGUGAGGAAGUUAAGUAACUUAAAGAUGCUUUUUAAAAUCCCCGAGGAAAAAUCUUUUUUACGCUCUUUUUAAUAUAUUCUGAGCAAUCCAUUUUUGAUCAAUGAUUUGAUUAAGAAAAAUUAGUGUAAAACCCGAAAAUGUGUGGAGCAAGGCUGAAACUAUUAGCAGAGUGCGAGAGGCAAUAGGAAUGAUCUGCAGGUGGGGCUCUGGACUUUCACCUAUAAAUGGCCUUUAUAUCAAAACGUUUUACGUUUUAAUGCUUGAGAAGAUAUUAAAAGCUCCAUCGGUGGGAUUUUCAGGGAGGUGGUGGGAAAAUACGAAGUAGCUGGACCCGUAUCAAAGCUGGGCUUAAUUCUCUUUCUUUGGAAAUAAGGCAUGCCAAGGAAGAAAGAAAAUGGCAAAGACAGAAAGUAUUAGGACACUGACUUGGCUUCAGUUUUGGUCUCACAUGGGCAACGUCUCUGGCUAAGCUGGGCUUGUUAACCUGAAAGGAGUAAGGAAAAGAGGGGGGAAGAUAUGGAGAGGAGGAGGGAGCAUUUUAUCACUAAUGCAAGCAUCAAAUUUCAAGGUGGAUUGAUAAUAGUUGCUGAUUAUGGGCUUUUCCUCAAUUUGUUUAUGGUGUGUUUGUUUUGUGUUUUGGGUUUUUUUUUUCCUCCUGGCGUGAUCCAGUCAGCCUCUGUCAAGCUAAAAGGUCCCAGACUCUGACUGGACAGUUUAGCUAACAGCAUGGUGAUAAACUUGCUUCUACCAAUCCACUCAUUUCCCCCAGUCUAAGAAUGAACCUUGCUUCCUUCUGGUGAGUUUGCAAAAAAAUAGGGGGGCAGAAUCAUCUGUUCUCUUGCUACUUCAUUUGCUAAUCAGAACUAUUUCUACUUACCAGUUUUAUUCCACUGAGUAAUCUGAUACUUGUCUUGUUAACUAGGGAAGACCUCAGCAUGCUACCCCAUUUGCAUUGGAAGGCCUCUUUGUUUGGUAUAUUCUAGCCCUUUGGGUUUUUAGCGGUUCCCAUCUCUUCCUAACUUUCAGUUUUUAACUUUUCCCUAAAAUUAGCUAAGAAACAGUUGUUUCUUCUUUUUUUUUUCCUUUUUUCCUUAUUUUCUAUGCAGUAUUCCUACCUGUUGUCAAUACUAAACAGUAGUCUGCUGUUUAACUGUAAAUGUUAGGUUAAGAAAACCUAAACUUAUCUUACCGGGGAUAGGAAUAAUACCAUACAAAUUCUGGUACAAAAGUGAUAAAAAGAAGUGUAUGCUCUCAGAAUGUAGUUUUGUAUGACUCCCCUGCAUAAUCUGCAGCAGUCAUCCAACUGCUGACUUUUAUCUGGGUCUUUAGGUCAUCCCAAUAACACCUACUUACCUUUUUCCUUCUCUUCAUCUUGUUCUCACUCAAGUUUCUCUGUCUUUUGCUGCAACAGCAUAUGCUUCUCAUUGCAGUAUUGUCCUUUCUUGGAAAGUAUACAGUUCAAUAUUCCUGCCAUGGCAUAGUCCUAAAGAUGCGCUCCUGACCUGUAGCUUUUCCCCCAUCAAAUUACGAGCAAGUAUCUAUUAUUACCUCAAAACUAUUAAAAUUUUAUUUAUGAACAGGAAGACUACAUAUUUAAAAGACUGAUCUGCAAAGGACUUGAGUUUGUUGCUUCUAGUUCUUGAAGAACCAGAUCCUCCUUGUUAGGCAAAUAAUAAUCAGAAGACUGGAUAGAUAUAAUUUUUUUAAAAACUGCAGUGUAGUGCAGAACAACAAAAAUGCCUUAAGGAGCCAAGUCAAGCAAAAAUAAACAUGUUCAGAAUCUUACUGAAAUCCCUUCUUUAAAAACAAACACACCACCCCCCCAAAAAAAAACCAAAACCAAACCAAAAAGAACAAAAAAAAAACCCCCAAACCAACCCCCCCAAACCCCCACUGAACUUCAAGAUAUUUGGAAAGACGAGAUCAGCAUUUUGAAGAUUCCCUGCACAGGACAACCUAGGUAGUAUCUGUUGCUUUACCGCCUGAUCACCUUCUGCACCAAUAAUAAAAAAUGGCUGGACCAUUAACCGAUGUGACGAUGUGUAAGGACGAAGAAGGAGGAACUAAGUCUUUUGGAUUUGUCUGCUUUAAGCACAGAGAAUCAGUGCCUUAUGCAAUAGCUUUGCUGAAUGGAAUACGUUUGUAUGGAAGGCCAAUUAAAGUGCAGUGUCGGCUUGGGAGUUCUCGCUCACCAGAACUAAACAGCCCUACGCAUGGUUUUGAGAACCAUACUGACUUAUAUUCACCUUCGUAUAGGUAUCAAGAGCCUUAUGGAAAUCCUCCAUUUCCUGCUACUCCUUUUCCAAUGAACAAUAGUUUACCUCAUGAAUACUCAGGCUUUCAACAGAUGACAAACCAUUUUUUAGUACAGCAGUACACAGUACAGAGUCCAAUGGGUCAACAAUUUCCUUACUAUCAGAUGACUCCACCACUGCCUUCAAAUUUAUCCUUUUCUCUCUAUCAGAAUCAAGCUGCAAAUUUUAAAUCUGCACAGAGUUCUUUAGAAUUGGCCCUGCCACAUUCAAGUGACUGUGAAGUGCACCAGGUGGAUAAAAGCACCUCUAAAAGAAAGAGAGAACAGCAAAGUUGUGACGGUGACACUAGUAUUGAGGAUGACAAAAAGAAACAAAGAAAGCAUGACCAAAAAUACAAGAAGCGCAAAGCCAAGAAAAAGACGCAUUAAUACUGUGUUAACUGGUUUCAUCUUUUUUUUAAAUUAUAUUUGUUAUUUUUAUUUGA
This is a messenger RNA of Harpia harpyja (harpy eagle), 2980 nucleotides long. RefSeq names its product RNA binding motif protein 11 (gene RBM11). Gene Ontology annotation, cellular component: nucleus. The transcript is spliced from 5 exons. The record is from RefSeq and is a predicted model, not a curated record. The coding region runs from base 2253 to 2924 and encodes 223 amino acids. Gene Ontology annotation, molecular function: single-stranded RNA binding. NCBI's taxonomy places the organism in Eukaryota, Metazoa, Chordata, Aves, Accipitriformes, Accipitridae. Gene Ontology annotation, biological process: regulation of alternative mRNA splicing, via spliceosome.